Hyla sarda is the source of this 1770-nucleotide messenger RNA. RefSeq names its product acidic mammalian chitinase-like. Gene Ontology annotation, biological process: chitin catabolic process; carbohydrate metabolic process. The record is from RefSeq and is a predicted model, not a curated record. Gene Ontology annotation, cellular component: extracellular region. Bases 212 to 1696 code for a protein of 494 amino acids. Gene Ontology annotation, molecular function: chitin binding; chitinase activity. NCBI's taxonomy places the organism in Eukaryota, Metazoa, Chordata, Amphibia, Anura, Hylidae. The transcript is spliced from 11 exons.
UUAGCCUUUACUUCAAUAUCUUUCCCCGUUUUUCCUAUCAGUAUUCCAGCUGCCUUUAUUUGUGUGCCAAGAUUUAAUUUUUUUAUUUUAAAUCUGUGACUGCAGGCUUUAAUUUUGGGUCCAUCUGUACAGCUCCCACACUGAUAACAUCGUAACCUUCUGUAUAAAGCACUAUCACAAACCUUUGGACAGUGCUGAGACAGACAGAGAAAUGAGCAAGAUGCUGCUUUGGGCGGGUCUAUUCCUGAUGCUGCAUGUUCAUCUGGGUUCUACCUACAAGCUGGUUUGCUACUUUACAAACUGGUCACAGUACCGGCCUGACCAGGGAAAGUACAUGCCAGGGAAUGUUGACCCGCAGCUCUGCACUCAUCUCGUAUAUGCCUUUGCCACCAUGAAUGAGCAUAAGAUUGCGCCUUAUGAGUGGAAUGAUGAUGUCCUAUACAAACAGUUUAGUGACCUAAAGCAGAAAAAUCCAAAACUGGUGAACUUACUGGCAAUUGGAGGUUGGAACUUUGGAACACAGAAGUUCACAGAUAUGGUUGCUUCUGCUGGGAACCGGUCAAUUUUCAUUAAAUCUGUGAUUGCAUAUCUCCGACAAUAUGACUUUGAUGGAAUAGACCUCGAUUUUGAGUACCCAGGAUCUCGAGGUAGCCCUCCUGAGGAUAAGCAGAGAUUUACUAUAUUGAUACAGGAAAUGCUGGAGGCAUUUACCGAAGAAUCUAAAUCUUCAGGUCUUCCAAGGCUUCUAAUCACAGCGGCAGUGUCAGCAGGAAAAGGGACCAUAGAUGCUGGAUAUGAGAUAGCAAAGAUCGGACAAUUACUGGAUUUUAUCAGCGUAAUGACUUAUGAUUUCCAUGGAGGGUGGGACACUCAGUCUGGACACAACAGCCCUCUGUGCAAGGGUUCCACAGACUACGGAGAAUUAGAAUACUUUAACAUUAAUUUUGCUAUGAAUUAUUGGAAAGACAACGGAGCCCCUGCAGAGAAACUUCUAAUUGGAUUCCCAACCUAUGGCCGAACCUUCAGAAACUCAAAUCCUAACAACUGUGAUGUGGGGAUUCCUGUGUCUGGAGCAGGAUCAGCUGGGCCAUACACCAGGGAGGCUGGAUUCUGGGCCUAUUAUGAGAUCUGCACUUGGCUUAAAGGGACCACAGUAAAAUGGAUUCCUGACCAAAGGGUGCCAUAUGCUUGCAAGGAUAAUGAGUGGGUUGGAUUUGACAACCAAGAAAGUUAUGAAUGCAAGGUGAGGUUCUUAAAAGAAAGUGGGUUUGGCGGUGCUAUGGUUUGGGCCAUUGAUUUAGAUGAUUUUCAGGGAAGCUUUUGCGGUGAAGGGAAAUAUCCACUGAUCAGUCACCUGAAGUCCUUGUUGGAAGGUUCAACUGUAAACUGCCCUGGUGACAUAUGUGGUGGAACUCCAACUCCAACUACUCCAGGUACACCAACCACAACCACAACUGUAACAACUACAACAACAACAGCAGCCAAUCCUGGAGAAAGUACACCAGAGCCUCCAGUAACUACUCCACCUGUUAAUGACGUUGACUCCAGCUUCUGUGUGGGUAAAACUGAUGGUCUUCAUGUAAACCCACUAAAUACAAACAAAUUUUACAUAUGUGCAUCUGGGGUUACCUACUCAAUGAAAUGUGGAGAUGGAUUAGUAUUUCAGGCUAGCUGCAACUGUUGCAACUGGCCAUGAAGAUGCAUCUGUCCCCUUUGAUCUAAUACUACCAAUACAUAUAUAUGCCCUAAUAAAUUUUCAGAUGAAUAUGC